Messenger RNA from Triplophysa dalaica, 2027 nucleotides. RefSeq lists its product as uncharacterized. The record is from RefSeq and is a predicted model, not a curated record. Bases 18 to 1103 code for a protein of 361 amino acids. NCBI's taxonomy places the organism in Eukaryota, Metazoa, Chordata, Actinopteri, Cypriniformes, Nemacheilidae. The transcript has 2 exons.
UAGCACACAAGAACAAAAUGAGGUAUGACAGGCGUGUGACUGUUUCGGACUUGGAAGCUGGAGACAGAGUAUUGGUCAGAAACGUUCGCAUUCGAGGAAAACAUAAGAUUUCAGACAAGUGGGAGUCAAUUGUCCACGUGGUGGUGAGGAGAGCAGGUACCCUGCCCGUAUAUACAGUCAAACCUGAAAAUCAGGAUGGUCCUUUGAGAACACUGCAUAGGGACUUACUCCUUCCAUGUGGUUACCUGACUACAGAGGUCAACAAGACGUCUGACCAGCAGCCCACAAGGCGCAGGCCAGCCACCCGUGCAAAUCCUAUUGUGGAUGAGAAUAAUUUCUCAGACGAUGAAGAUGAAAUCAUUCCUGUUUACUAUUUCAGAGAACCCCCAAAUGCUCAGUGUACCACAGUCCAUGACAGUCUAGUGCAGCCUAAUCCAACCAUGCUUACUGUGCAGGAUAAACGGCAUACUGAACCUCCAGGCAAUUGUCCUGUGAAUGUUCAAAAUGUAGAUUGCACUGCUGAAGUUAACAAGCCACCUGAUAUGUCCAAUGGUGCCUCAGACAGUCCCCUCACACUUAAUGAUCCUAACUGUCACCACUACGACACUGAUGACCUACUUACCGAAAGAGCAAUGUUUGAUGAACAAGCUGAUGAAAUCGUUAUGACCGAAAGUAACUUGCCUGAUAGUAAAAACCCUGUGGAGGAACAAAACUUACUUGAUGAUGACAUCCAAAUUGAGCAGCUUCCAGUGUUCCUUGACAUGUUAAAUAGUGAAAAGGAUAUGAGUCGCAAUGCAAGUAAAGAACCAGAAGAGGAAAUAAUGGAUACAACACUUAGGAGAUCAGAGAGAAACCGUCAGCCAUCAAAGAGACUUGAAUAUACUGAACUUGGAAACCCCUUUGUCACAGUUGUUAAAUCAUUCUUUCAGGGGUUAACUACAGCUGUGGCUGACAUUUUAAGUGAGGGUGAGAACUCGUAUCCUUCUGUUUUGUACCCUGAGAUACAAACAGUUCAACCAUUGCCAUGUACAGGGACGUACAUGAGUUCAAAGGGGGAGAGUGUAGCCAGGUUAAAUAAUGAGAAACCCCAAUUAGCUGUCUAACCCAGUCACGAAAGGGUUAACUUUAAUUUUGGAUUUUUGAUGCAUUUGUCAGUGAGCCAAUGGGUAAAUUCUACGAGGCACUGAGCUGACCAAUCAGCUGCUAGCUAGGCUCCGUUACGGUUACACCUCUAGUUUCGCGUCACUGCACGUUCUUUUGGCGCUUGCAUUCGAGCAUAGGAGGUUGCGUUAUCUGCUUGGUAAGGUGGAUAAAACAAUAUGAAGUAAAUUAAACAAGUUCUGUAAUCAUUAUGGAUUAUACUGAUUAUACUUUAUUGUAAUUUAGAGUGUAAACGAAAGCUGUGCCUGAAUCCACUGUUGUCACGGAGCUAAAGGCAGUGAAUUCCGUUAAAAUGGUCAGGUUUUGGUAAAGAGCUGGAAACAUCGUGCAGUGAUCCUUUCCACGGAGUGAUAUAGAUCCAAACGUUCCAGGCGUUCUCACAGCGAGUCAUAGAUUCCCAGUCCGGGUGGCUGGGUGGCGAGCCAACCGUGUUUGUGACUCUGGCUUUAGACGGAUUGCCAGGAUCACCUUCUUCAUCUUCAUGGUGGUAGGACAAACACUAUCACAAGUAAAAUAAAAGGGCCCCAACGGUGAAACUGAACUCUCAACCAAGGCAGGUCGAACCGAGGAUCAACUUGGCUCAAUGAUACUGAACAGAGAGGGGUUUAUUUACGUGCGCACUUUAUUAUUUUAGUUUGUUAUUUUUCAUGAAUGUGUUUUUUCUUGUAUGUAUGUUCCACCCUGUGAAAUUAAUACAGGUUGCGUAAACUGUCAUUCUGGUGUGGCAUGUUUUAUUGAUAUUCAAUUCUUAGGCUCUUAACAAUUUAGCGUCUUCUGAUUCUGGUCCAAAUUGUAUUUAUUGAAAUCUCUACGACUACUCUAGACUAUUAAACCUAUGUACAUUAUUACUACCUCGUAAAUAGGGU